Molecule: messenger RNA, 1807 nt
Organism: Dipodomys spectabilis (banner-tailed kangaroo rat)
Lineage: Eukaryota; Metazoa; Chordata; Mammalia; Rodentia; Heteromyidae
Gene: Fbxo24
Product: F-box protein 24
Exons: 10
Coding region: 3-1745 (580 amino acids)
Molecular function (GO): protein binding
Source: RefSeq, a predicted model, not a curated record
GCAUGGGCGAGAAGGCGUUCCCUUCACUAAAGAGGAGGCGGGUAAAGCGGACCUGCCCUUCUUGUGGCCCAGAGUCUAGGGGUGAAGAAAAGAAGGGGAGAGGGAACCCUAUUUCUGUUCAGUUGUUCCCCCCAGAGCUGGUGGAGCACAUCAUUUCAUUUCUUCCGGUCAGAGAUGUGGUCGCCCUGGGCCAGACAUGCCGCUACUUCCAUGAAGUCUGCGACGCUGAGGGCGUGUGGAGACGCAUCUGCCGCCGGCUCAGCCCACGCCUCCGCGAGCAGAGUUCUGGGGUCCAGCCCUGGAAGAGAGCUGCCAUUCUGAACUACACAAAAGGCCUGUAUUUCCAAGCAUUUGGAGGCCGCCGCCGAUGUCUCAGCAAGAGCGUCGCACCCCUGCUAGCCCAUGGCUACCGCCGCUUCUUGCCUACAAAGGACCAUGUGUUCAUCCUUGACUACGUAGGGACUCUCUUCUUCCUCAAAAAUGCCCUGGUCUCCUCCACCCUUGGCCAGAUCCAGUGGAAGCGGGCCUGCCACUAUGUUGUGUUGUGUCGAGGAGCCAAAGAUUUUGCCUCAGACCCAAGGUGUGACACAGUUUACCGCAAAUACCUCUAUGUCUUGGCCACUCGGGAGCAGCCUGCCGUGGUAGGCUCAACCAGCAGCCAGGCCUGCGACUGUGUUGAGGUCUACCUGCAGUCCAGUGGGCAGAGGGUCUUCAAGAUGACAUUCCAUCACUCCAUGAGCUUCAAACAGAUUGUGCUGGUUGGUCAGGAGACCCAUCGGGCCCUACUGCUGCUCACAGAGGAAGGAAAGAUCUACUCUCUGGUCGUGAAUGAGACCCAGCUGGACCAGCCACGUUCCUACACAGUCCAGCUGGCCCUCAGGAAGGUGUCUCGUUGCCUGCCCCACCUGCGGGUAACCUGCAUGGCUUCCAACCAGAGCAGCACCCUCUAUAUCACUGACCAGGGGGGAGUGUAUUUUGAGGUGCAUACCCCAGGGGUGUAUCGUGAUCUCUUUGGGACCCUUCAAGCCUUUGAUCCGCUGGACCAGCAGAUGCCGCUCGCUCUCUCACUGCCUGCUAAGAUCCUAUUCUGUGCUCUUGGCUACAAUCACGUUGGCCUGGUGGAUGAAUUUGGCCGAAUCUUUAUGCAGGGAAAUAAUAGAUAUGGACAGCUGGGGACAGGGGACAAGAUGGACCGAGGAGAGCCCACACAGGUGCACUAUCUGCAGCGCCCCAUUGCCCUGUGGUGUGGCCUCAACCAUUCCCUGGUGCUGAGCCAGGGCUUGGACUUCAGCAAGGAGCUGCUGGGCUGUGGCUGCGGGGCAGGAGGCCGCCUCCCUGGUUGGCCGAAGGGGAGUGCCUCCUUCGUCAAGCUCCAUGUCAAGGUCCCUCUGUGCGCCUGUUCGCUCUGCUCUACCCGAGAGUGCCUCUACAUGCUGGCCAGCCAUGACAUUGAGCACGGCCCUGCCUACCGGGACCUACCACCUAGCAAGGCAGUGGGGAGCCCUGAGCCCAGCUUGGGGGCUGGAGCUCCACAGGACCCCGGGGGGACAGCCCGGGCCUGUGAGGAGUACCUCAGCCAGAUCCACAGUUGCCCUACAUUGCAGGACCGCAUGGAGAAGAUGAAGGAGAUCGUGGGCUGGAUGCCCUUGAUGGCGGCACAGAAGGAUUUCUUCUGGGAGGCCCUGGACAUGCUGCAGAGGGCUGCUGGUGAUGUGGCGUCAGACCCCUCAACCCCCGAGAGCUGACCCCCUCCCUCAGCCUCAGUCCUGGAGGAGAGAUGGGGCGGUAGCAUGGACACUGUGGGUGC